UUUUUAUUUUUAUCUGAAUCGUAUCAUUUGGCCAUAAUGAAUCCUAACAGAACAUGCCAUGUUUAUCCAUAGGAUAGGACCACCGCAUAUAUACUAUUUACACCCCUAUUCUGUAUUCUUAUACCCACUUCGACUAAACCCCAAAAAUUUAAUUUAAUAUAAACUGAGUUUACAAACUACUUUACAACCAAAACGAUUCAGAAUCAGAAACACAACCACCAAAAAGGUGAGAGAAAUUCACAUUUCUCUGCAAAGAUGGCAGCGCCAAGCUCUCAGCAUACGCAAAUUAUUGAAAUAAGUGGAGAACUUCCUGAUACCGGAAGGAAAAUUUGCGGGGAAGCAACAUGUGAGUUCUCAGAUGCGGGAUCCAUCUCGAAAGAUUCUGAAGAACGAUCAACUGCGAUGCGAAAGCUUUUGAUUGCUGUGUCCCUUUGUGUUGUUUUCAUGGCUGUUGAGGUAGUUGGUGGUAUCAAGGCUAACAGUCUUGCAAUACUGACUGAUGCAGCACAUUUGCUUUCAGAUGUUGCCGCAUUUGCCAUCUCCUUAUUUUCUAUAUGGGCUGGGGGAUGGGAGCCGAAUCCUCGUCAGUCAUUUGGAUUUUUUCGAAUUGAGAUUCUUGGUGCUUUGGUUUCGAUGCAAUUAAUAUGGCUGCUUGCUGGAAUUCUGGUAUAUGAAGCUAUUGCUAGACUCAUUGCAGGUCCUCAAAAUGUGGAUGGUUUUUUAAUGUUUGUAGUUGCGGCAUUUGGUCUUGUGGUUAACAUCAUUAUGGCUUUGGUGUUGGGUCAUGAUCACGGCCACGGACAUGGACAUGGACAUGGACAUGGACAUGAUCAUGGCCACGGACAUGAUCAUCAUGGCCACAGCCAUGGUCUUUCAGUUUCUACCAGUCGUGAUGUAAAGCAUACAAAAGAUGAGCAUCAUCACACACAUGACGAUCACACUCACCAUCAUGAUGAUGAAAAACAUUCAAAAGAUGAACACCACCAUACUCAUGAAGAUCAUGCACAUCAUCAUGACCAUGACCACAAAGAUGUUACUGAACCACUUCUUGGUGAAUCAAAAGCCAAAUCAGAGAAGAAACGAAACAUCAAUGUACACGGGGCUUAUCUCCACGUUCUUGGGGACUCUAUCCAGAGUGUCGGAGUGAUGAUUGGUGGAGCCAUCAUAUGGUAUAAACCCGAAUGGAAAAUUGUUGAUUUGAUUUGCACUCUAAUAUUUUCUGUAAUUGUUUUGGCCACAACUAUCAACAUGCUGAGAAACAUUUUGGAAGUCCUGAUGGAGAGCACGCCACGUGAGAUAGACGCUACUCAGCUUCAAAAAGGGCUAUUAGAGAUGGAAGAUGUUGUGGCUGUUCAUGAGCUGCACAUAUGGGCCAUAACAGUUGGGAAGAUAUUGCUAGCUUGUCAUGUUAAAAUCAAUCCUGAAGCAGAUGCUGACAUAAUGCUGGACAAAGUUAUCGACUACAUCAAGAGAGUUCAUAACAUUAGUCAUGUAACGAUACAGAUCGAACGCUAGUUUUUUCUUUUUCUUUUUGAAUCUGUUUUUUUGUAGUGAUGAUUUGAUGAGAAGGAUUUAGUUAGACUGGAUGCAUUUGUUUCUGGAACUCAACUUUCUCUAUGACAAUAAUACUUCUGUACACUCCUUGUUUCUAGAAGUUUAAGAGUGUGGAUAUGAGCAUUGUACA
Molecule: messenger RNA, 1684 nt
Organism: Trifolium pratense (red clover)
Lineage: Eukaryota; Viridiplantae; Streptophyta; Magnoliopsida; Fabales; Fabaceae
Product: metal tolerance protein 1-like
Exons: 2
Coding region: 256-1515 (419 amino acids)
Biological process (GO): zinc ion transmembrane transport
Cellular component (GO): vacuole; plasma membrane
Molecular function (GO): zinc ion transmembrane transporter activity
Source: RefSeq, a predicted model, not a curated record